Nematolebias whitei (Rio pearlfish) is the source of this 7265-nucleotide messenger RNA. It is a transcript of the gene cacna1eb, whose product is annotated as calcium channel, voltage-dependent, R type, alpha 1E subunit b. The record is from RefSeq and is a predicted model, not a curated record. The coding region runs from base 1 to 7164 and encodes 2387 amino acids. Lineage: Eukaryota; Metazoa; Chordata; Actinopteri; Cyprinodontiformes; Rivulidae. Gene Ontology annotation, biological process: calcium ion import across plasma membrane; chemical synaptic transmission. Gene Ontology annotation, molecular function: high voltage-gated calcium channel activity. The transcript is spliced from 48 exons. Gene Ontology annotation, cellular component: membrane; voltage-gated calcium channel complex; neuronal cell body.
AUGCUCACCAGUUCAAACCAGUCCCUUUUCCUCACACCCCCUCACCACUCCCCGCCCACCUGUGGUCGUCGUGGAGAGACACACGUCCAGUCCUCUCUGUCUUUGCCCGAGCCUGAGGAGUGGAAGAGGUCCCAUCCCAGCCCCCGUCCGGGCUUGGCUCAAGGAGUCCGCUCCUGCUCCCUGCAGGUCCCUCAUGCCGUCCCAGAGAGCCUGGGCCUCCCCCCACGAGCGGCCAGCUUUGACGUCCCCUACAGCCAGGACGACGGCUCAUCCGACCAGGGCUCGGGGUCUCAGAGCCCCCACGUCAUGAUGAGGCGGCGUGGCGGCGGGCUCUUGGAGCAGAAAGACAUCAUCAUGGCCCACCAGGCUCAUAAAAUACAGAGCACGCCACAAGCCCGCAGGAAGGAGUGGGAAAUGGCUCGGUUUGGAGACGAGUGCGCUCCCACCACGGUGGACCCCGGGGACGGGGACGUGGAGCGCGGUGGAGACGGACAGGACGCGGCUUCCGCCGGGCUCACGGCUUCCAUGAAGCAAGCCAAGGCGCAGCGGGCCCGGACCAUGGCUCUGUACAACCCGGUCCCCCACCGGCAGAACUGCCUCACCGUCAACAGGUCGCUCUUUAUCUUUGCUGAGGACAACGUCAUCAGGAAAUACGCCAGGAAAAUCAUCGAGUGGCCACCGUUUGAGUACAUGAUCCUGGCCACCAUCACCGCUAACUGUGUUGUCCUGGCCUUGGAGCAGCACCUCCCCGGAGAAGAUAAGACCCCCAUGGCAAAGAGACUGGAGAAGACAGAGCCGUAUUUUAUCGGUAUAUUCUGCUUCGAGGCGGGGAUCAAGCUUGUGGCUCUUGGGUUUGUUUUCCAUAAAGGAGCCUAUCUGAGGAACGGCUGGAACGUCAUGGACUUCAUCGUCGUCCUCAGCGGGAUCCUGGCCACUGCUGGUUCCCACAUGAACAUCCCUGUGGACCUUCGGACCCUGAGGGCUGUACGAGUUCUGAGACCUCUCAAACUCGUCUCCGGCAUCCCAAGCCUGCAGAUUGUGCUGAAGUCCAUCAUGAAGGCCAUGAUUCCACUGCUCCAGAUCGGCCUUCUUUUGUUCUUUGCCAUCCUCAUGUUUGCCAUCAUCGGUUUGGAGUUCUACAGCGGGAAGCUUCACCACACCUGCCAGCCAUCGGACGACAUUCUCAAUAAUGAGACUGUUGACUCAUCGGAGCUGGCAUUUGCAUGCGGAGUGAGGAAGUGUCCAGAAAAGUACGACUGCAACGACACGUGGAUCGGCCCCAAUGAUGGCAUCACGCAGUUUGACAACAUCCUGUUUGCUGUUCUCACCGUCUUCCAAUGUAUCACCAUGGAGGGAUGGACAGCCGUGCUCUAUAAUACAAAUGAUGCACUGGGUCUUACAUGGAACUGGAUGUACUUCAUCCCGCUCAUCAUUAUUGGCUCAUUCUUUGUCUUGAAUCUAGUUUUGGGAGUUCUGUCUGGAGAGUUUGCCAAAGAGAGGGAACGGGUGGAGAACAGGAGAGCCUUCAUGAAGUUGCGCCGCCAGCAGCAGGUGGAGAGAGAACUGAACGGGUACAGAGCCUGGAUAGACAGGGCAGAGGAAGUGAUGCUGGCAGAGGAGAAUAAAAGUUCAGGAAGAUCACCGUUAGAUGUGUUGAAGAGAGCGAGCAAGAAGACUGGUGCACGGAGAGGAGCACCAGGGAGCGACAAGUUUACAGACACGUCCACCGCAAGCAUGUCAAGAUCAAGAAUGAACUUCCGCAGUGGUCGCCGCGGCCCCGCUGCCUACCUGCGACGCAAAGAGCGCAUGUUGCGCAUCUCUAUCCGCCGCAUGGUGAAGACGGACACGUUCUACUUGAUGGUGCUCAGUCUGGUGGCUCUCAACACCAUCUGCGUGGCCAUCGUGCACCACGACCAGCCCGACUGGCUUACUGUCUUCCUCUACUAUGCAGAGUUUGUUUUCUUGGGGCUGUUUCUGGCGGAGAUGUUUUUGAAAAUGUACGGUCUGGGUUUCCGACUCUACUUCCAUUCAUCUUUCAACUGCUUUGACUGUGGGGUUAUCGUUGGCAGCAUCUUCGAGGUCGUUUGGGGUUUCUUCAGGCCUGGCAUGUCGUUUGGUAUCAGUGUACUGAGAGCGUUAAGACUUCUAAGGAUUUUCAAAAUCACCAAGUACUGGGCCUCUCUCAGGAACUUGGUUGUUUCCCUCAUGAGCUCCAUGAAGUCCAUCAUCAGCCUGCUUUUCCUCCUCUUCCUCUUCACGGUAGUGUUUGCUCUACUCGGGAUGCAGCUGUUUGGAGGAAGGUUCAUCUUUGAAGACUACACUCCCACCAACUUUGACACGUUUCCAGCUGCCAUCAUGACAGUGUUUCAGAUUUUGACUGGUGAGGACUGGAAUGAGGUGAUGUACAAUGGGAUUCGUUCUCAGGGUGGCGUUCAGUACGGCAUGUGGUCAUCCAUCUACUUCAUAGUGCUCACACUGUUUGGUAACUACACUCUGCUCAAUGUCUUCUUGGCCAUCGCUGUGGACAAUCUGGCCAAUGCACAGGAACUUACAAAGGAUGAAGAGGAGGAAGAAGAGUUUUUCAAUCAGAGAUAUGCGAGAGGAAGAGACGGCCUGAUAUCAGAUGGAAGAAGAAGACCUUACCUGUACAGGAAACGGGCCAUCCAUAGAGGGAGACCCACCUUCCCAGAUGAUCCUGAUGGUCCAAUAGUGACUACAGAGGAGCAGCCCCCGAGUAGCUCCAAACCUUUUGCAAACCGUCGCGAGCGGAGGAGGAAAGUUAACAUGUCUGUAUGGGAGCAGAGGGCCAACCAGCUACGAAAACGCCGUCAGAUGGCGAGCAGAGAGGAGCUGUUUGGCAACCCAACAGAGGACACAGCUGAAACUCCAACCAUCCCCCACCACCCCCCUGCUCUUACUCCAGAGGCCAGUCCAGCUCACUUGCCUGAGUCACCCAUGCUGGUUGGGAUGCCCCUACCCGAACCCCCGACGGCUGAGCCUCUUGUCAACUUGAGCGAGGAGAAACCAGCAGGAGCGAACCACCGUACCGCAGGGGGCGGCAGACAUAGAUUGGCUCGAAAGUUCAGGUCCAGUCAGGGGCCAGAUGAAGGGGCCCGGCACAGGCGCCACCGUCACCGUGAGGCCCGCAUUGAAGCGAAGAGUCUGGACUGCACACAGUCGCCACAUGAGGUGCUGCAUGUCAGGCGGUCACUCAGCCAAGAGAGGAAGAUCAUUGAUGAAAGGGAGGAGAAGGAGGACAAAGAAGAAAGUGAGAAAGCAGAAGAACAGAACGUUACACAACCCGAGGAGGAGGAUGGUGGAACGUGCAUCGUCAACCCAUAUGCAGACAUUGGAGAAGACUAUAAAAGAGAUUCUGCUCCCAGCGGGGACAAUCCUGAUCCUCCGCAGUGCGAGCAGCUGCCACACUGUACCUGGUCAGAGAAGAUGGAGGGAAGCAGCUCAGAUCAUUAUGAACCCUUGAGCCAAAACAUCCCAGUGGAGCCUGCUGUCGAGGCAACAGAGUUCAUUGUGAGUACCAUCGAGUCCGAGAAACGCAAGAUCUCCGUCAAACGUGAUAACAAGUCCAAGGUGGAAGGCAGCGUGGCCAUCGAAAUGUCAGCACAACCACUGCUGGAGCUCACCCCGGUGACAGUGAACAGUAAAGAGUUGGAGGCGUACCAGUCUGAUCAGAAAGAGGAAGAAGAGGAGACGGAGGAGGAGGAACCUCCAGUGCCUCCUAAACCCGAAGCUCCUGACAGCAUGUUCAUCUUCAAAGCCUCCAACCCUAUCAGGAGGAUUUGUCACUAUGUGGUCACUCUCCGUUAUUUCGAGAUGACCAUCCUGCUUGUGAUCGUGGCGAGCAGCAUUGCACUGGCAGCUGAGGACCCAGUGUGCACAAACUCAGACAGAAACAAGGUGCUGCGUUAUUUUGAUUAUGUGUUCACUGGAGUGUUCACCUUUGAAAUGAUUAUAAAGAUGAUAGACCAGGGCCUCAUUCUGCACGAUGGCUCUUAUUUCCGAGACAUGUGGAACCUCUUGGACUUCAUUGUUGUGGUGGGAGCACUGAUCGCCUUUGCUCUGACGAAUGUGCUGGGGAACACCAAAGGCAGAGACAUCAAGACGAUAAAGUCCCUCCGAGUUCUGAGAGUUCUGCGGCCGCUUAAAACCAUCAAGAGACUUCCUAAACUUAAGGCGGUUUUUGACUGUGUUGUCACGUCGCUAAAGAACGUCUUCAACAUCCUCAUUGUGUAUCAGCUCUUCAUGUUCAUCUUCGCUGUCAUUGCCGUCCAGCUCUUUAAGGGGAAGUUCUUCUUCUGCACUGACAGCUCCAUGAAAACAGAAAAGGAGUGCCGAGGUUUUUACAUUGACUACAGCAGAGACAAGAAAGAGGUGAAGAGAAGAGAGUGGAAGAGACACGAGUUUCACUACGACAACGUCUGCUGGGCCCUGCUCACCCUUUUCACUGUGUCGACAGGAGAAGGGUGGCCUCAGGUCCUUCAGCACUCGACUGACGUUACAGAGGAAAACAUGGGGCCAAGUCGUGGGAACCGGAUGGAAAUGUCUGUUUUCUAUGUGGUCUACUUCGUGGUCUUCCCGUUCUUCUUCGUCAACAUCUUUGUCGCUCUCAUCAUCAUCACCUUUCAGGAACAAGGUGACAAGAUGAUUCAGGAGUGCAGUCUGGAGAAGAACGAGAGGGCCUGCAUUGAUUUUGCCAUCAGCGCCAAGCCGAUGACCCGCUACAUGCCCCAGAACAGACAGACCUUCCAGUACAGACUGUGGCACUUUGUGGCCUCACCUUCUUUUGAGUACACGGUGCUCGUCAUGAUCGCUCUUAACACUGUCGUCCUGAUGAUGAAGUACCACUCGGCUCCAACAGCAUAUGAUGCCGUCCUAAAACACCUAAACACAGCCUUCACUGUCCUCUUCUCCAUGGAGUGCAUACUCAAGAUCAUGGCUUUUGGUCUUGUGAACUAUUUUCGAGACACGUGGAAUAUUUUUGAUUUUAUCACCGUUCUCGGCAGCAUCACGGAAAUAAUUGUGGAUUUGCAGUCGGUGAACACCAUCAACAUGAGUUUCCUCAAGCUUUUCCGGACAGCCAGGUUGAUCAAGCUGCUGAGACAAGGCUACACCAUCCGCAUCUUGCUGUGGACCUUCGUACAGUCUUUCAAGGCUCUACCUUAUGUCUGCCUGCUCAUCGCCAUGCUUUUCUUCAUCUACGCCAUUAUUGGAAUGCAGGUGUUUGGAAACAUCAAGCUGAACGAUGAGAGUCACAUCAACCAGCACAACAACUUUAAGACCUUUUUCAGCGCACUGAUGCUCCUGUUCAGGAGUGCUACAGGUGAGUCCUGGCAGGAGAUAAUGCUGUCCUGUUUGUCGGGACAAGGGUGUGAACCGGACCCCUCCAUCGCCCCCCUCACCAUAUCUCCAGACCAUGAGGGUGGCUGCGGCACAGACUUUGCUUACUGCUACUUUGUCUCCUUUAUCUUCUUCAGCUCAUUCCUGAUGCUGAAUCUGUUUGUGGCUGUGAUUAUGGAUAACUUUGAGUACCUGACUCGAGACUCCUCCAUCCUGGGCCCUCACCACCUAGAUGAAUUUGUCAGAAUAUGGGGGGAGUACGAUCGACUUGCAUGUGGGCGUAUUCACUACACAGCCAUGUACGAGAUGUUGACACACAUGUCACCGCCACUGGGCCUGGGGAAAAAAUGUCCUGCUAAGAUCGCCUACAAGAGGCUGGUGUUGAUGAACAUGCCCGUAGAUGAGGACAUGACCGUCCACUUCACCUCCACUCUGAUGUCACUCAUUCGCACAGCUUUGGACAUCAAAAUAGCUCGAGGUGGUGAGGACCGUGUUGCUCUGGACUCGGAGCUGCAGAAGGAGAUCAGUAUUAUUUGGCCUUAUUUGCCCCAGAAGAACUUGGACCUACUGGUACCUAUCAACAAAGAUACUGACAUGACGGUGGGGAAGAUCUACGCUUCGAUGAUGAUAAUGGACUACUUCAAACAGAACAAAGCCAAGAAACUCCGGCAGCAGCUGGAGGCUCAGAAGAGCAAGUUAAUGUUUAAACGUCUGGACGCCUCCACUCUCCCUGAGGAUAUUCUGUCCAACACCCAGACACUACCGAUGAUGGCCCACAGUGCUGGUUCAGCCCUGACCAGAGGAGGCUUCGUAGCUCUGAGCCCCAUCUCACCACAGGAAUUGUUUCUGCAGCCCAUAAGCUCAGACGUGGACGCAAGUCAGCAGCAGAAUCUGGUGGGCGAGUGCUUUUGGGGGAUUGGUACCCCACUGGAGCUUCCACUUGGGAGGGGCCCGUGUGUGCGGGCCUCUUCCAUGCCCCGUCUGGCUGUAGAGCUGCAGCAGACAGAGGUUAGAAGUGGAUCCAUGAAACGGUCGGUCUCCACAGUCGCAGAUCAACGUGUAAACGGACUCUGGCAGGAAGAGAAAAGUCCUGAGCGAGUGUAUCGACCUCGUCACAAAAGCUACAAGGCUGCUGUGUCUCGUUCUGAGCACAGAGAGCGUGGCCGGUCUAAAGAGCUUUGCCACCUCCUGUCUCCUGACACGUCUCGAUGCAACUCAGAGGAAAGAAGCUUGCAGCCUUCGCGAUCCUCCAGCGCUGAGAGAGAACAUCCGCAGGAUAAACGGGGCAACAGUUCAGACAGCCCAGUUCCCUCCACCUCAGAGUCCAGCACACCCAGCGGCCGGCGACCUCUAUCACAGACCCCGACCCGAUCCCACCCUCACAUCUCCUACUCCCCGCUUGUGUGUCGCACCCAAGCCUCGGCUGAGGAAGACGAGGAUGAGCAGGGCAGCCCGGAGACUGUGAGGCGGGGCAAGUCCAAAUGGGACACCCAAGAAGGAGCUGCAGGGGAGAGUAGGAGCGAGGCCGGCAGGCACUCGUCCCCACCCCGACGCUACCCCUCUGAGCCUUUCUUGGCCUCGCAGGAGGACGACCACAGCCCGGACCCUACCGGUCCCAUGGAGACGUUGACCUUCGAGGCGGCUGUGGCCUGCAGUUUAGGGCGCGCAAACACCAUUGGCUCAGCCCACCCACGCUGGCGGACGGGGUGGCAGGUCCCCAAUGGACACUUUCGGAAGCGUCUGGUGCAGACGACCUCAACGUCAGGCUGCGACCCUCUGAGCGACACAGAGGAAGAUGACCGGUGCUAGAGACAGGAGACGCUCUGCAUCUGUCUCGUUUUGCCUUUUCAAGGCUGUCCAAAAUAACAAAGACUAAUACUUCCUGAAACUGUAGUUACCGAUUCACACAG